UCAGACCAAGUUGUCAGGAAGUCGUUGCUGUCCACACCAUAUACCCAGCCUCCCAUGGUUGUGUUGUCGACCCAGCCGUGGGGUUUCCAGUUUGUAUGUACAUUGAAAGCCUUGGAUAACAUAUUUAAUUACUUUUGUGUCACAAUGAAAGGAUAUCAGUGACUUGUGGGAGAAAAGGUUUCCUUGAACUCCUCGGAAUGGACAACACUCCCCCAGUUUGCUGAAAUGGCAAGACUACGCCACAAAUUCAAAUAAACAUUGUUGAACGUCUUUAAAACCCGUAAGAACGUUUCAAAAGCCAUAGCAUGGAGAGUACCUCUGCAGAUGGGGGUGGCUUCCUCUCCAGAAUGGCCCUUAAUGACAACAAGGCUGGGAUGGAAGGUCUCGAUCGGGAAAGAAUCAACAAGAUCAUCAUUGAGUCCUCAAAGGGCUCUAGGUUCUAUGAGAAUGAGGCUAAAAAAGAGCUGCAGGUGAACCAGCGCAUUGAAAAGAUGACGCUCCAGAGGGCUCAGAUCACCGAACAGCAGCUUCAGAAAGCACACACUCAGGUAGAGAAGAUGGUGAAUGAGCUGGACAUGAGUCGAGAUCUCAGCCGUCUCAUCGUGCACGUGGACAUGGAUGCGUUCUAUGCCGCGGUGGAGAUGAGGGAUUGCCCCGAGCUGAAGGACAAACCUAUGGCUGUGGGAUCCAUGAGCAUGCUCUCAACAUCGAAUUACCAUGCAAGGAAAUUUGGUGUUCGUGCUGCAAUGCCAGGCUUCAUCGCCAAAAAGCUCUGCCCCAAUCUGGUCAUUGUCCCAUGCAACUUUGAUAAAUACAGAGCUGUGAGCAAUGAGAUCAGAAAGAUCUUUGCAGCGUAUGACCCUAAUUUCAUGCCCAUGAGUUUGGACGAGGCCUAUCUGGAUUUCACAGACCACCUGGAACAGAGGAUUAGCUGGCCCGAAUCCUUACGUACACACUGCCUGCACACGGACAUCACUGAGACAGGUGAACUGCAAAGCAAAGUUCCCCAGGAGUCUGAGCCGUGCGUGGAGAACCUCUCCCCCCUUUUGUUUGAGGACAGCCCCAGUAGCACGCCCAGCUUGCCUCCCUCGGGUGAGAAGGUGGAGUCUGGUGGAGGCUCGGAGGUGUUUGGGACCUGCGUGGAGGAGGCGGUGAGGGAGAUGCGCUUCCGCAUCGAGCAGAAGACCACACUGACCGCCAGUGCAGGCAUUGCUCCAAACACGAUGAUUGCCAAGGUGUGCAGUGACAAAAACAAGCCCAACGGCCAGUACAGAGUCCCCUCCAACAGAGAGGCAGUCAUGGACUUCAUCCAGACCCUGCCAGUCCGCAAAGUUUCUGGCAUAGGGAAAGUAAGUGAGAAGAUGCUGAGCAGUCUGGGCAUCACUACCUGUGCUCAUCUUGGCCAGCAGAUGGCUCUGCUCUCCCUGAUGUUUUCAGAGACGGCGUGGCAUCACUUCAUGAGGAUUUCCUUGGGUCUAGGCUCCACUCACAUGGAAAGGGAUGGAGAAAGGAAAAGCAUGAGUACAGAAAGAACAUUUAGGGAGAUGAGUGUGGUGGAGGAGCAGCUGUCUCUGUGCAGGGAGCUCUGUGAAGACCUGGCAGCGGACAUGAAGAAGGAAGGACUCCGGGGUAAAACGAUAACGUUGAAGCUGAAGAAUGUGAAGUUUGAGGUGAAGUCCCGGGCGUGCACUCUGCCCUGUGCCGUCGCCACGACUGAUGAGAUUUUUGCCGCCGCCAAGGAUCUCUUGAAAACCGAGAUAGAGAAUGUCAGUCCUCAGCGGCUCCAGCUGAGGCUCAUGGGCGUUAGAAUCUCCACCUUUGUGAGCGCAGAUGACAAGAAGCCCCAGCAGAAAAGCAUUGUGGGCUUCCUCCAGCAGGGCUCCUCCGGCCCGUCCCAUGGUAUCGUUCCAAACUCCGUGAAAGAGACGGCCUCCCACCUCCCCAUGGAGCGUCCUCCCCCUGCUUGCAGUCAUAUACUGGAGCAGCUGCCCCAGAAAGUCCCCAAGCUACAGGGUCUCCCAUGGGCGGCAGGGCAGACGGGGGCACAAGUCUCAGUGGCCGGUGAGAACCAGCCACAAUCUUUCUUCCAGAAGGCCUACGCCAAGAAGCUGAGUCUCCAGGUUAAGAGCCUGAGCGAGCCGGACAAAGGGCGGGGCAGUGUUUGCUCUGGGUCUACCCAGCCAGCAACGGACAAUCCAAAGAGCAGUGGCGCCGCGAUAGAGAUGCAUGAGUCAGCGCAAGGUCUUUGGGGAUCAAGUGGAAACUCAUCCAUCACCCGUGAGGAACCUGUCCGUGUGGCCCCCCCAGAGGCCAGCGCUUCCACCUCCGGCGCCGCGGCCCCGGACCCUGAGACCCUUACCUGUCCCGUGUGCUUUGGGGAGGUGAGGACCACGGACCUCCACGUGUUCAACAGACACAUAGACCUGUGUCUCAGCGGUGUCGCCACUGAGACACCCACAGAUACGGACUCGGAGUCGGACGGAGAUGGAGGUCCGAAGGGUUUUACCGUCAUAGACGAGGGGGUCCCGGAGAAAGGCGAGAACGAAGAGAGGCAGAAGAGGUCAAACCCGGAGGACGCCCUCAGUGCUUUUAAGACGUGUGGCGCUUUACGUGGUCCUAGUGUAACUCGGGCGGAGGACACGGGGGAUCCAGGCGCUAAGGAACGGCGCAGCGGAGACGAGCCCCUGAUGGACCACCACGGCUCUAGAAGGGUGCAUUCGUCUCAGAGGGCCUCUUCGUCGCACCGCGGUGACCCAGCAACGCAGAGCUCACGCCUCGAGGCGCCGCCCGGCCACGAAGGCUCCGCCCUCAUCUGCCCUGUGUGUCAGGUCCCCCAGAACACCCAUGACCUCACCGUCUUCAAUCACCACGUCGACCUCUGUCUGAACCAGGAGGUGCUGCACAUGCUCGCACCAUCCUCAUCGUCUUCUACUAUGCGACCUCCGGUCACGGCUAAAAGGGGGCAAGGUGAGUCAGAACUACACACGGCACGACCAAACAAAGGCAAAAGCAAAAGGCGAGGCCCACCUGCUUCCCCUCCUGCUAAGAAAGCCAAAGGCCGGGGCUCCCAGAACACCAUUGACAAGUUCUUCAUGUGACACAAUGGACUCCAGUAAGGAUACUGACAGCUCAUUGCGGUCUCUGACCUCAGCAUGAACACGUAUAACUCCAGACCCUUUUGACAGAGGUUAUUGUCGGGAAAACCCAGGUGUCACUCAGUGCACUAAUUAAGGGUCUUUUUUGUAGCAGGGCCACGUGCCAUGGUCAAUGUAUGAUGUCUUACCUAGUUUAAGAUAAACUAGCAUAAAAAAAGGAGCAUCCUAUGAUGAUGCCUCUGAAAAGGGUCUAUAAGUUAGAUGGAGGAUUUCUAAUUUGAUAUUAUCUUUUACCAAACCUUCAGUGGUUAAAGCAUCAGAACCCAAAAGUCAGUUGUCUAGUAUAACAAAUACAAAAAGUUUGUUCAAUAAUGUAUAGCCUCAGCAAUUUCAAAUUAUAGAUUUUACAUAAAUACAUUAGUUUACUAUGCAGUGGACUGGAAACUAUCUACAUUAAUGGAAAAAAAUUGUAACAGCAAUCAAGUGUUUUUUAUCUCAAAAUGUAAAGUAAGAAAAUACAUUUAUAUUUUUCAAACAAAUAAUAAUAAGUAACUGUCAAAUAUCUAUGGCCUUACUGUAUCCUAUCCAUAAACUCAGUGCUUGAGAUAUAAAUUAUUGACGAAUAUAAGUUGAUAGUUUAGUAGAAGCUAGAGUUUCAUAUCUGUCAAAGCAAUAUAGAGAACAUACCCUUUAGGGUAUUAUGCAUAUAUAUUGAAGGCUUAUCUAUGUGUGCACUGAGAGUUCAAGCAUUCUUUAUAUAUAUAUAUUUAUCUCUCCACCAAAAAGACAAGUUUGUGGUUUUGCCCCAUGUAUGUCUUACGUUAAUGAUGUAAUCAAGGUAUGGUAUGAAGAUGUAUUUAUUUGUAUAGAUAUUGAGCCAAUAAUCCUUUUCAAUUGCAAUAUUGAUUGCGUAGAAUAUAAUAAUGAUGUUUAAUAAUAUGAAGUUAUUGUAUUUAUUUCCUAAUUUAUAAUUCUGCGUGUCCAAAAUAAAUGAACAUAACAAGGCA
Gadus macrocephalus (Pacific cod) is the source of this 4102-nucleotide messenger RNA. It is a transcript of the gene polk, whose product is annotated as polymerase (DNA directed) kappa. Gene Ontology annotation, biological process: error-prone translesion synthesis. The coding region runs from base 306 to 3098 and encodes 930 amino acids. Gene Ontology annotation, cellular component: nucleus. Lineage: Eukaryota; Metazoa; Chordata; Actinopteri; Gadiformes; Gadidae. The transcript has 15 exons. Gene Ontology annotation, molecular function: damaged DNA binding; DNA-directed DNA polymerase activity. The record is from RefSeq and is a predicted model, not a curated record.